Notodromas monacha is the source of this 504-nucleotide messenger RNA. Lineage: Eukaryota; Metazoa; Arthropoda; Ostracoda; Podocopida; Cyprididae. The record is from the annotation of a GenBank genome assembly.
GGAUCCGAGUACACGGAUUACGGGAGUUACUGGAGGGCUAAUCAAGCCCUUGGACAGCAUUCUGCAGCAGGUACGUCGGCAUACCAACAAUUCUUGGUGGCGUCCAACGCUGCAGCAGCUGCUUUUGGGGUUGUCAACGAUUCUGUCGGUGUGACUGGUCAGCCCAUGAUGUCCACGAAUGCUGUCCCAGGGCGUGUCUUGAUUGUUCAAGGGCGUGUGGUAUGGUUUCAGAACAGGAGAGCCAAGUUCCGCCGGAACGAGCGCAGCAUGUUUGCGCAAAGGGAGCGCAGUCAGGUGAAGUUGUUCGGGUCCGGGAACACGGAAUCCAGCUCAGCUUCCACCGCCUCGACUUCAUCCCCGCCGCCCAACAUUGAGCAGCCGAUUUUACCCAGAACCACGACGGCUUCGUCACUCAUCACUCAUCAGUACAACAUGGGAUCCGAGUACACGGAUUACGGGAGUUACUGGAGGGCUAAUCAAGCCCUUGGACAGCAUUCUGCAGCA